UCUCCCACAGGAGCUGAGAAACCUUCCCUGUCAGAGAUGCUGCUGCCGCUGCUGCUGCUGCCCCUGCUGUGGGCAGUUUCCCUGGCUGAGGUUGAAGGAUACCAGCUGUCUGUGCAGGAGUCCGUGACAGUUCAGGAGGGCCUGUGUGUCUUCGUGCCCUGCAAUUUCACCUAUCCCCGGUACAAUACAACGGACUUAACCUCAGCUCAAGGCACCUGGUUCUGGAGAGGGGCCAAUAAAGUCCAAGGUGCUGCAGUGGCCACAAACAAACGAGGUCGCAAAGUUCAGGAGGAGACCCAGGGCCGAUUCUACCUCCUCGGAAACCCUCAGAGCUAUAACUGCUCCCUGGACAUCAGAGAUGCCAGGAAGAGCGAUGAUGGAAAAUACUUUUUUCGAGUGGAGAGAGGACAAGGCAGGUCAUGGACUUACAUAUCUAACUGGCUCUCAGUACAUGUGACGGGCCUGACCCACAUGCCUCACAUCCUCAUCGCGGGCACCCUGGAGUCCGGCCUCCCCAGGAACGUGACGUGCUCUGUGCCCUGGGCCUGCAAGCGGGGCACGCCCCCAAUCUUCUCCUGGACCUCAGUUGCCCUUAUCUCCUUGGGCCCCAGGACUUACCUCUCCUCUGUGAUCACCCUCACCCCUCGGCCCCAGGACCACGGCACUAACCUCACCUGUCAGGUGAAGUUCCCUGCAGCUUGUGUGACCGUGGAGACAACCAUCCAGCUCAACGUCACCUGUGCCCCACAGAACCCCAACAUUGGUGUCUGCCUCGGAGACAGCUCAGGUAGGAAGGAGCCUCCUGUCCAUGUGACACUGACUGAAGGGGGGUUUCUGCCAGGGUGA
This is a messenger RNA of Hipposideros armiger (great roundleaf bat), 846 nucleotides long. RefSeq names its product myeloid cell surface antigen CD33-like. Gene Ontology annotation, cellular component: plasma membrane. Bases 37 to 846 code for a protein of 269 amino acids. Gene Ontology annotation, biological process: cell adhesion. The transcript has 5 exons. NCBI's taxonomy places the organism in Eukaryota, Metazoa, Chordata, Mammalia, Chiroptera, Hipposideridae. Gene Ontology annotation, molecular function: sialic acid binding. The record is from RefSeq and is a predicted model, not a curated record.